AUGCAUAUACUAACAGAGACCUGGUUCUGGGAAUCAAGACACAACCCAUCCGGUAUAUUUCUCGCCGCUACUGGACCAGUAGACCUAGUUAAAAAUGCACUCGCACGUGUAGCAGCUGCAAUCACGAAGCCCGAAAGCACAGUCCAAAAGCUUGUCGAGAUUGUUGUCGACUACACAGUUGGCAGCGAUGUAGCGCCUAUUCGUGCAAUUCCUGCGCUGGCUGUCCUAUAUGCAUUUUGGACUUUUGCCGGCAGCAGCUCUUUCUCCGUCGCCGGGCAAACCAUGUCCAGAUCACACGGUCUCGACAAUGAUCACCCUCGCAAGCAUCGUGGGAAUAUGGAGGGCUUGCCACUGCGGCUCAUGUCGGCCCAUCACUCGCUGGUCGAAAUUUCCCAUUAUUUGCAGCUGGAGCAUGUCUCACUCAAAUACUGGCCCCUGCUGACCAGCAAAUAUUGA
Messenger RNA from Penicillium concentricum, 456 nucleotides. RefSeq lists its product as uncharacterized. Bases 1 to 456 code for a protein of 151 amino acids. The record is from RefSeq and is a predicted model, not a curated record. The transcript is spliced from 2 exons. NCBI's taxonomy places the organism in Eukaryota, Fungi, Ascomycota, Eurotiomycetes, Eurotiales, Aspergillaceae.